This is a messenger RNA of Cimex lectularius (bed bug), 715 nucleotides long. RefSeq lists its product as uncharacterized. Lineage: Eukaryota; Metazoa; Arthropoda; Insecta; Hemiptera; Cimicidae. Bases 34 to 369 code for a protein of 111 amino acids. The transcript is spliced from 3 exons. The record is from RefSeq and is a predicted model, not a curated record.
AAAACUCGGCAAAUUUGAGGCCUGUUUAUAGUGAUGAUGCGGGCAACGGACCCAGAGGAUUUUCUUGAAUACACGAGAGCGUUAGUCACGAAGAGCGUUAGCACAAAGAAAGAGGAAGAACUGCAAUGGUUUCGCCGAGUCACCAUAUCGGCCGGCAACCCCGAACGCGUUGUCCGAGGACAGUCGGGGCCAUCGACAGUGAGACCUCGGAGUAUGCGUAUUAUGGCAAUGAUAAUCGCUCGAUCCAGGCAAUAUAAGAAAGCGAAACAAACAUACAUAGGAGCUAUUGAUGAACGGAUCAAGUUAAAAACCAUAACUGAUGAAACCAUACUCCAGGACGUGAACAAAGGUCUAUUACCGGGACGAUAGGCAUAUGGAAUCUAACAAUCAGGGUCUGCCUAGAAGAAACCUCAGUACAGAUAAACGGUGAAGAUCUAAAAAAAGGUUUCUACUCAAAGUCAAAGGAAAGCAUUCAUCAUUUAGAAGCUAAAAUAUGAGGUAUGGAUGCUAAUAGUGGUAAAGCUAAAUAGCAGAGGAGCACACAGUCCCUCAUAACGAAUCAGGAAGAAUUGUAGGGUGAAAUCUUGAGCAACCUCGACAAAUCGUGUAAUUGCCUAAAGCAAACAUUUUAAUUGAAAUCUAUAAGUAAACAAUAAAUGUAAGAAUAGACCGAAAAACCGAUGACCUACACAAAAAUCAAGAUAAUUUAUAGUCA